Pogona vitticeps (central bearded dragon) is the source of this 2607-nucleotide messenger RNA. It is a transcript of the gene ZFP36L1, whose product is annotated as ZFP36 like 1 zinc finger CCCH-type. NCBI's taxonomy places the organism in Eukaryota, Metazoa, Chordata, Lepidosauria, Squamata, Agamidae. Gene Ontology annotation, molecular function: mRNA binding; metal ion binding. The record is from RefSeq and is a predicted model, not a curated record.
GAGUUUACGGAAAGUUUUUCUGGAAGGAGCUGGACAGGAGAGUUGUUGGAGCUGGAGGGGGUCAAAGGAGUCUAUCCCAGGGAAACUGGAGGCUGUGCCUUACAACACUGUGAUCUAUUUUAUUUUAUUUUUUUUCUUACUAGAAUUAUUUCCACUCGUUUCAUCUCUCUUGCUUGCUAGCUGAAGAUGUCUACCGCUCUCGUGUCUCCAACCAUCUUCGAGCUCAGUGAAGUUUUAUGCAAAGGUAACAAGAUGCUGAACUACAACCCCUCAGCUGUGGGGGGCUGUCUCUUGGACAGAAAGGCAGUGGGAACUCCAGCUGGCGGGGGCUUUCCCAGGAGGCAUUCUGUCACCUUGCCAAACUCAAAGUUCCACCAGACCCAUCUCCUCAGCACCCUCAAGGGGGAGCCAGCCCCGACACUGGGGCCUAGGGAGAAUCGCUUUCGAGACCGCUCCUUCUCAGAAGGGGGUGAGCGCCUUCUUCAGCAAAAACAGCCUGGCGGCCAAGUCAACUCGAGCCGCUACAAGACGGAGCUGUGCCGCCCCUUUGAGGAGAACGGGGCCUGCAAGUACGGAGACAAGUGCCAGUUCGCCCACGGCAUCCACGAGCUGCGAAGCCUGACCCGCCACCCCAAAUACAAGACGGAGCUCUGCCGCACUUUCCACACCAUCGGCUUCUGCCCUUAUGGGCCGCGCUGCCACUUCAUCCACAAUGCGGAGGAGCGCCGGGCUGUAGCUGGUGGUCGAGAGCCUGCCAUCAGCGAAAGACCCCGCCUCCAACACAGUUUCAGCUUCGCUGGUUUCCCAAGCGCGGUGGCUGCCAAUGGGCUGCUGGACAGCCCCACUUCGAUAACUCCUCCGCCCAUCAUGAGUGCCGAUGACCUUCUGGGCUCUCCGACUCUGCCAGACUGUGCCAGCAACCCUUUCACUUUCUCCAGCCAGGAGCUGACCAACCUCUUUGCUCCCAGCAUGGGAGUGCAGGUAUCCGGUGGGGGGUCGCCCACUGCUUUUCUUCUGAGACCUAUGUCUGAGUCCCCCAACAUGUUUGACUCUCCCCCAAGUCCUCAGGACUCCCUCUCUGAUCAGGAAGGCUAUCUGAGCAGCUCCAGCAGCAGUCACAGUGGCUCAGAUUCGCCCAUCCUGGACACCUCGAGACGUCUUCCCAUCUUUAGCAGACUCUCCAUCUCUGACGAGUAACCUGGUGUUGCCUCUUGCCCUCUUCCCAUUUUCCCUCUUUUACAAUGUUAAGCUUGUAAUCUCUCUCUCUGUUUUUCUCUCUGUCCUUCCCACCCCCAGAUCUUAACAUCUCUGGGUUAGAUGUUAACACAAAGGUGGUCCACCUGCUCAGAGGCUACCCACUGGCUCAAAAUCAUAUGUGCCAAAUUACAGCAAAAAGUGAUAAUCGUUUACAAAAGUAGUGCCUUUUCAACAUGUUCACUGUGACUGCGUUACCUCUCUAGCUGCAGAAGGCACCAGCAGCCUCCACAGACGUCUGCACAUUUCCACAUGUGUAGGGAAUAUCCAGACCCAACAGCUCUUAUUCCUGGGCAUGAUACAGGAUCUUCCUCUUCCUUUCCUAGCUCCCUUUCCUUUGGCCAGUGUUCUGUAGACAAGGCAUGUGGACACCUGUUAACAUCCAGCCCUUUCCACCUCUCAAAAAGACUAAUCUUGCCUGAAUCUUCUCAGGUCAGCCAGAAGAACAGCUCAGAAUGGACAGUAACUGUAAUAUACAUGGGGGACUUGGUGACUGGAGAGGAAAGCCAGAUGGACAAUGAAAGACUUGCUUUUGGUGCUACAGGUUCCCCGUGUGUACAUGUGACAUCUUCAGCAACAAAAAUUUGGGGAGGGGGGGUGUCUUUAACGGUGUUCAUUCCACACAUGCAAGUUCUGUGUAAACAAAGUUCCAGUAGUCAUAGCUUUAAUGGUUUUGCUCUAGAGUACAAUAGACCUAUCCAUAGAGCACUCACGCCAAGCUUUUUUAUUUUUUUUUUCCUGGGGUUUUUAAUUUUGUAUAACUUUUCAGAAAUUGGAAAGCAAAUUUUGCUUGUCACUGCACAACAAUAUAAAGCUUAUUUAACUUAUCAAAACGUAUUUAUUGCUGAAACCUAUGCUUUUUUUGUUAAUUUUGUUCAUAUUUAUCUGGAUGAUGAAUUCAUAGAAUAUAUUCUUUUAUGUUUAAAUUAUGAUCUUCCAUAUUAAUCUUAAGAUUGUGAAGUCUUUCUUUUCCCCUCCCCCACAGUUUAAUAUAUUAUACUACAAUGACAUUUUUGUAACUUUACACUUUUUUUGUUAUUUUAUUUUAAAAAAAUGAAAAAUUAAUUUAAAAAAAUGCAACAGCUGUGUUUGGAUUAUUUAUUUUAGAUCGUUACCCUUUUUGUGUCAGACUGCAAAUUGAGUUUAAUGUGCUUCUUUGCCUCUUUUUGCCCCAACACGGCCUCUCCCAGAUGGGAUCUAAUUCUGACCAUGCUGAUGUCAUUGUAAGCUUUGUCAUUGACUUCAGCAGGGUUAGGAUUUUACUGCAGGCCUCUAGAAUGUAUGUGCACAAGCUGUGCUCUGAGAUGAUAAAAAGGAAGGUUACUUCCUUUUUUUUCCUUGUAAGUAUUUAAA